AUGGCACAAGCAGCGAGACUGAAUUUCCGAAUGCAGAAGGAGCUCAAGCUCCUCCUCACCGACCCACCUCCCGCCGCCUCCUUCCCUCUCCUCUACCCUGACUCUGACCUCUCUUCAUUUUAUCUCUCCUCCAUAGACGCCCAGAUUGAAGGUCCUGAAGGAACUGUUUAUGCUAAGGGGGUCUUUACGAUAAAGAUUCAAAUACCCGAAAGGUAUCCAUUUCAGCCUCCAAUUGUGACCUUUGCUACUCCUAUCUAUCAUCCAAAUAUUGAUAAUGGAGGGCGGAUCUGCCUAGACAUUCUCAAUCUUCCCCCAAAGGGUACAUGGCAACCAUCUCUAAACAUUUCAGCCGUGUUAACAUGCAUUGGAUUGUUGUUGAGUGAACCCAACCCUGAUGAUGGCCUAAUGUGUGAAGCGAGCAGGGAGUACAAAUAUAACAGACAAGCUUUUGACCAGAAGGCACAGUCUAUGACUGAGAAAUAUGCCAGGGCUGGAGCAAGUGAGGAUCAUGGUUGCAGCCAAAGCCGUCAAAUUAUCUCAAAUUCAAGCAUGAUGGAACCUAAAGGAUCGGAUACAUUGAAGCAUGAAGUUAAUGAGGACUUUGUAAGUGAUAAGAAGCUCUGUGGGAUCAGCAGGAAGUUGUCGUUCGAGUCUUCAGGGCCAAGUCAGAAAAGGGAAAGUGAUACGAGAGUCAAUGAGGAAAAUAUUGCUCAUGUCUCCAAAAGCCAAAUGGAAGUUAAAGGGCCAGAACAAGAGUCAAAUAAAGAGUCCACUGAGUGUUAUCAAAAUCAUGAGAAGCUACAAAGGAACAGGAGGAAAUUAUCACUGGCAUCAUUGAGUCCAUCCCAGAUGAAAAAUGUUGAUGAAAAGGAGAAUGUUGUGGCAAAUCAGUGUUCAUCCAUUUUGAACCCCCAAAGCAUUUCUGUCAGUUAUGCAGAGUCCAGACCGGCGCUGCAGUAUAGCAACUACCAUGAGCAACAAUCUCAUCAAGAGCAUUUUUUUAAUUCAAUGAGUGAGAGCAAAAGCACAAGCUCAAAGAAGCUGUUGUGUCCUGUCAGAGAGCAGUUACUAGAAUCUUCACGCUCACGCCAAAGAAGCCAUGAUAAUGGUGAGAAAAUGUGCACUUUGCCUAAAUCUUUGUCUUCUCAUGUUAAUGUAUCUGAUGAGACCUUGCCAAUUCACCAUGCUGUAAGCCAUAACGAAAUGCAGAAUCCAAUGUAUCUUAAUGACAGAACUGCAAGUGGCUUAAAAAAUGUAGGACGUAAGAAGCUAGGUUUGGCUGGGAGGAAGCUUUCUUUGAGGCCUUUAGCCUCAUCUCAAAAUCAGGAAGAGGAUAAUAAGGAGAAGAUGGCUGCAAAUAAAGGUUUGAUGGUUGCACACCCCUACAGCCUAUCUACAGCAUCAUCCAUGUCUUCGUUGGUCUCAAAAAUCAGUGAAUACAAUGAAGGGGAAGCAGGGAGCUGUGCCACAAAUGUAGAUUCUAAAAAACUGUUUGGUAUUCGUGGGAAGCUGCCAUUGGAACCUCUGUGCCAAUUGCAAGUGGGCAACAAUGGUGGCAACCAGAUGCCUACCUUGCAGUCUGAAAAGCCAUCGGCAAAAUCAUCCAAAUCAAUGCUAUUGCUGCAGGACUGCAGGUAUGAUGGUAAGCAGCAGCCUAAGCAAGAUCAUGAUGAAAAAUUUGCUGGAGGGAUCGAACAACAGGAAGGAGGAUCGCUAGCAUCUGAAACAGUGAUUGUUUUGGACAGUGAAGAUAGUGAAGGGGAAACAGAUGGAUCUUCGAGGUCCAGGCUGUCACUAGCACGAAAACGCUUACCAGGGAAGCGGAAAGCUAAAGUCUGAAAGAUGACAAUUAGCCAUUCAGUUGUUAAUUCCCUUGUUUAUAAUGGGUUGAUUCACAGAGGAUGAAAUAUGUUGUCUUCAAACUUUUUAUCAGUAGCAUUUCAAAUUAACAUUCUCACAAUGAACUGGACCUCCAAUCCUCUAGACCCCUCGGGCUUUGAAUGGC
This is a messenger RNA of Ilex paraguariensis (yerba mate), 2005 nucleotides long. The record is from the annotation of a GenBank genome assembly. NCBI's taxonomy places the organism in Eukaryota, Viridiplantae, Streptophyta, Magnoliopsida, Aquifoliales, Aquifoliaceae.